GAGCUACGCACGGCUUCUCCGCUCCCUAAUUAGCCGCCGCCGUCCCGCCCUCCUACUAGGUAACUUGUUGAGAGUUUCGGGCGGAGUCGAGGAGGGACGGUUUAUAUUGGGGAGCCUUCCAGCGGACGGGGCUGGGUACCUCUGCGACGGGGCUGGGACUCGGUUGACACACGGAGGGAGUCCGCCGAAGAACGACCGAAGGGGACAACUUUUUACGGGGGAAUACGUCGACAUGCCUUCAAAUAAAGACGAUGGCGGAUGGAAGAAGUUCCUGUGGGAUUCGGAGAAAGGGGAGCUGCUGGGUCGCACCGGAGGCAGUUGGUUCAAAAUUCUCUUGUUCUAUGUAAUUUUCUACGGCUGCUUGGCUGGGAUCUUCAUCGGCACCAUCCAAGCCAUGCUGCUCACCCUGAGCAGCUACAAGCCCACCUGGCAGGACAGAGUCGCCCCCCCUGGCCUUACGCACACCCCACGAUCAGACAAAUCUGAAGUGUCCUUCAGCCUCAGCGACGUGGAGACCUACCUGCCUUACACCAAGGCCUUGAGGGAAUUCCUGGCAAAGUAUGAUGAUGACAACCAGAAGGACCAGAUGAAAUAUGAGGACUGUGGAGAUGAGCCCGCAGAAUACAAGAACCGGGGCGACUUGGAGAGCGAGGUGGGCAUCAGGAAGGCCUGUCGUUUCUCCAGGAGCCUGCUCGGACCCUGCUCCGGCAUCAAGGACCCUGAUUUCGGCUUCAAGGAGGGAAAGCCCUGCCUGAUUGUAAAGCUUAACAGGAUCGUCAACUUCCGUCCAAGGCCUCCUACCUCGAAUGAAAGUAUCCCCGAAGAGGCUCAACCCAAGGUGCAGCCCAAUGUGAUCCCCAUCUACUGCACCAACAAGAAAGAGGAGGAUGCUGAUAAAAUUGGGGAGAUUAAGUACUUCGGUAUCGGCGGUGGCUUCCCCCUGCAGUAUUACCCGUACUACGGCAAGCUGUUGCACCCUCAGUACUUGCAACCGUUGGUGGCGUUGCAGUUCAGCAACCUGACCCUGAACACCGAGGUGCGCAUCGAGUGCAAAGUGUUCGGAGACAACAUCCACUACAGCGACAAGGACCGCUACCAGGGACGCUUUGACGUCAAGAUCCAGGUUAACAGUUUAUGACUGUCAUCAAAACCAUAGCACUUUGUCUGACCACCAUCACCACCACCAACACCACCACCCCCUCCACCCCUUUUGUCCUUAACCAAAUACCGAUCUAAUGCAGGAGAUGAUAAGUGAGGGGGGUAGGUCGUAGCGGUUAAGUCGAUCACAACUAGUCUUGAAUGAAAAAAAACUGAUAGAGGACCGAUUUCGUAAUCUGUCUGCUUUCAUCGCUAGCUUCUACACUUCUGUCUAGCAUUAGAAUGUAAUUUAGAGGAAGAGUAGCAAUAGGCCUAAUAAAAAUAUUUAUUCUGCUGUAAAUGAGACUUUUCCACAAGCCAUGGGACAUUGUUCAUUGAUGACUGUAAAGUGUAAUUCCAUCUCUGAUGUGUAGCGAGCUGUGUUUGUCCCCUCUGCCUAUCGCUGCCAUGUGUGGCUUCAGUAGAUAUAUUUGGAGUGUGCAGUAGUUGAAACAUCUGGUCCUUCGAAACCACGUUGUUCUCAUGUUCUUCUCUGAGCAAGCUUUAGCAGUUCUAGGCAAGUGUGUGUCAGACGUGAACACACACACUCCCACUUACUUAAUGAUUUGAAAUAGUUAAACAUGGUACACUCUUCUGAUCUGUGUAAGGAAAAGGCUGCACUCCAGGGAAUUUCUUUCCUCUUUUUAUUUGUGUUUUUACACCUGAUCAAGGGAGACUCUUUUUACUUUGCCUUUUUUUCUUUUUGUGCUUUGUUAAAUCACUUAAAUGUGUGACGGGGUUUUAUCACUUGGUUUCAUGCCUUUUACUUCUGAUUUUUGCCUUGAAUGUAGAGUUGUGUGUCCAGCCUGUUAGACACGUUGGCCUGCUGUAAGGGCAAUGGUGCUAACCCAAGAUUUUGUUUUAUUUUUUUAUUUUUUCUUGUUUUUUUUUUUUUUGUUUUGUUUUGUUUUUUUUUUUCUUUUCUGGAUUCAUCACUGCAUUGUGGUGUAACUCCCUGAAUGUUUAAGCCAUUAAACAUGGUGGAAGAAUUUUAUAUUUAUGCAGUUGUACAUUUUGUUCCUUUGCAGAAUAUUGUAAUGUACAAAUGCAAAACCAAAGUGACAACUUGAAGAAAGUCUUUACCAGAAGCAAUGGAGUACUUGUUUUUUUUUGUUCUGUUUUUUUUUUUUUAGGAUCUCAUCAUGUUAAGUGCUAAAGUCAAUGUCUCGUCUUGCAACUUUUUAAUGGUUAACUCUUGAUUUGUGUUUUAGCCAUGAAUGUAGUUAGAUGUAGAAUGAACAGGUAACAGGCAGUUUAAUUCUACAAUGACCUGACCUUCAUGCAUUUCAAAAAAAGAUGGUUCUUACAGAGCUCCAGGCUUUAGAUGACUAAUGAUGUUGGCUUUAAUAUUCCAUGGGAUCUGUUCAUCCACAACAGUUCAUCCACCUGUGUCAUUCAAAGAUAGAAACAAAUAAAAUCAUAAUGGAC
Messenger RNA from Xiphias gladius (swordfish), 2565 nucleotides. RefSeq names its product ATPase Na+/K+ transporting subunit beta 1b (gene atp1b1b). Gene Ontology annotation, cellular component: sodium:potassium-exchanging ATPase complex. The record is from RefSeq and is a predicted model, not a curated record. The transcript is spliced from 6 exons. Gene Ontology annotation, biological process: intracellular sodium ion homeostasis; potassium ion import across plasma membrane; intracellular potassium ion homeostasis. Gene Ontology annotation, molecular function: ATPase activator activity. The coding region runs from base 233 to 1138 and encodes 301 amino acids. NCBI's taxonomy places the organism in Eukaryota, Metazoa, Chordata, Actinopteri, Istiophoriformes, Xiphiidae.